GAGUGUUUUCAUUCGCAGGUUCUGAGUCUAUACAAAAAUUGAACUGGGCCGGGUGCGUGAUCUGAGGGAAAAGAGGACAAUAUAGCUGGACAAUUGAGCGGUAGUUUGCAUGAAUUUAUCGUCAAAAACAUAAUGGAGCUGUUAGGAUUUGACUUGUCAGUGACUUGGCUGCUGGUCAUUGGUCUCGUUCUCGUGUCAGUUUGGUAUGAUUGGUGGUGUCACCAGUAUUUCCAGAGGCGUGGUAUCCCUGUAGCCGACUACAUUCCUUUCUUUGGGAACAUACUGCAAUUUCGUCAUGGCGUCCAGUUUACUUGGACCGAGUAUGUGAAAAAGCACGGAAGAGUCGUCGGGAUGUAUGAUUUCCGACGUCCAGUUCUGAUUAUCAACGACCCUGACAUUUUGAAGAAUGUCUUGGUUAAGAAUUUCUCAAGUUUCCACAACCGCAGGAUAUCCCCACUCGGGCAAAAGCCCUUGAACAGAGGCUUGACUCAGCUUGUGAACGAAGAAUGGAAAGAGAUACGCAACGUCAUCACUCCGUCAUUCAGUGCCUCCAAAAUGAGACUGAUGUCGGAGACGAUCAAUGAAUGUUGUGAUACCUUGGUGGCAAGUUUCAGCAAGGCCCAGGAGGGAGGAAGAGCCGCCGACUGCAGAGUGUUGUUUGGUGCUUUCACCAUGGACGCCAUUGCGAGGUGUGGAUUCGGCCUCAAAGUUGACUCCCAGCAGAACAAGGAUGAUCCUUUCGUCAAGAACGCCAAGAACGCCUUCGAUUUCAGCCUCUUCAAUCCCGCUUUCUUAAUCGUCUCCGCCUUCCCCGCUCUGUCACCCAUCUUUGCUUAUCUCAAAUUCGACAUGUUUGACCCGGAAGUUAUGAAAUUUUUCAUGAACGUCACGGAGGCCGCGUGCAACAUGCGCAAACAGGAGGGUCAGGAUGCGUCAAAGCACAUCGAUUUGUUGCAGCUGAUGCUGAACGCCCACGAAGACGAGGAACACGAGGAGGAAGACACGCCCACCGCAGAGAGCGGUCAGAACAAGGGCACCGCCCAUCGCAGGCCACUGUCAACAGUGGACGUCAUGGCACAGGCUGUCACCUUUUUCCUGGCUGGUUACGAGACUACCAACACGCUGCUGUGCUUCACUGCCUACCUGCUGGCUACCAACCAAGACACGCAAGAGAAACUGCACGCUGAGAUUGACAACCUGGCUCCCACACGUGACAACCUCGGCUAUGACGUCAUCGCCAAGAUGGAGUACCUGGACAUGGUGAUCAAUGAAUCACUGCGCAUGUAUCCCCCAGCAGUCGCCUUUGAACGUAUGUGCAACGAGACAUUUUCAUACGAAGGUCUUACUAUCGAAAAGGGAAUAAACGUGAUGGUCAGUCUCUGGACCUUACACUACGACGAGGAAUUCUGGCCAAACCCGACCAAAUUUGACCCGGAGAGGUUCAGCCCUGAGAACAAGGCAUCCAUCAAACCGUGCACCUACAUGCCGUUCGGCUUCGGUCCUCGUAACUGCAUCGGUAUGCGCUUUGCCUUGCUGGAAGCCAAGAUGGCGCUGGUCCGUGUACUGCAGCAGUAUCGCUUCGAUGUCUGCUCAGAAACCGAGAUCCCACCCAAGCUCGGUAAGGCUAUCUUCCUUGCUCCGAAGAUUAUGAAGCUCAGUGCAGUCCCAAGAAACUAGGCAGCAACCGCGGAUGACAGAAGAGCAAAUUCUUCUAUGAUCUCUGCCUUAAGAGGAUUUAAAGACGUUCAUGUUGUGUGUCAUUAUGUUUUAAGCAAUCACUCAUUUUAGCAAAUUUGUAGGACCAGCUAGGCAUGUGUGCCACUUUUGUGGAAUUAAUAUAGCAACAAGUUAAUUUGGAUCUUUACACUUCGAUGCUUAAUGCAAACCCAAGUAAGGCCUAUUUUAUUCGUUUGCGAUUUUGUUUUUGCAAGGCUAAUAAUGUGAUGAAGAUAAAAAUUAGCUUCGAUGUAUAGGUUUUUUCCGGCCAAUUUCGCAAAAAUAGCAUUCGAAUUCAUCUUGAUAGUGGCCAAUUUGAAGCGAAGUAGCGCCUUGUAGUCAUUCUUUUGGUCCGUAUUAAAUUUCAGGCGUUCAAAUUCGUUUUACGACCUGACAUUAGCAUGUUUAACAUAUCCUCAAUUUAGCAGUAGGUUUGGUUUAGGGUUAUUUGCAUGCGAUUCUUGUUUUCGUUUUUAUUUCCGCGCAUUCUAUUUAGCACUUUUUCAUUCAAAAUAAAAGUCAAUGAAGGUAUACGAUGCGAGUCUUUU
Messenger RNA from Patiria miniata (bat star), 2264 nucleotides. RefSeq names its product cytochrome P450 3A6-like. NCBI's taxonomy places the organism in Eukaryota, Metazoa, Echinodermata, Asteroidea, Valvatida, Asterinidae. Gene Ontology annotation, molecular function: heme binding; iron ion binding; steroid hydroxylase activity. Bases 133 to 1677 code for a protein of 514 amino acids. The transcript is spliced from 13 exons. The record is from RefSeq and is a predicted model, not a curated record.